CAUUUCAUCAUCCGCCGAAGAGGGAGGGAGUGUAGGCACAAAGAGUGCUCGAAAUCAAUAUAAAUCUGUUAAAUAUACUUCCUCUGCCUUUGAGGCGUCGUGUAAAUGACUGGGGUAAAGGUUUGUUGGUAAACAAGAAGCUGGCUGGUGAGCUUGCAACCGCGAUUUUUGUUUUAUUCCGACCGAAAGAGCCGAAGAGGCCAAGAUGGAGUUUUAAUGCAAUGCGGCGGUAACUGCAUCGGCAUGCAUAAGGCACAGAAAAACGCGUUGCGGGACUUUACCAUCACAACUGCUAAGCAGUUGGGCUCUGAGACCUUCCGCGGUAUAGCCGGGAGCCAACCGAUACAUCUCCUACUUGACAGGAGGAAGCUAACGCUAGCCAGUUAGCCUGUCGGCGCAUUCAUAUACACUACUACCCUCUCUGUCAUCAUACCAUACUGUAAAGAUGAAGCCUCAAGACAUCGUCGCUGUGAAAUCCAGCCUGUGGAUCUUCGGGUACGGCUCGUUGGUUUGGAAGCCAGAUUUCAAGUACAAGAGGAGCAAGGUCGGUUAUAUUAAGGGGUACAAGAGACGCUUCUGGCACGGGGAUAAUUUUCAUCGUGGAGAUGAUGAAAUGCCCGGAAGAGUGGUGACUCUAAUCGAGGAGGAAGACGUAUGCACCUGGGGUGUUGCAUUCGAGGUGAAUGGCUCUCAAAUUGAGGAGUCUCUAAAGUACCUGAAUGUGAGGGAGGCAGUGAGAGGUGGUUAUGUCACCCGGGCUGUAGAGUUCUUCCCACAGGGUCCAAACCAUUCACCUGUUCAGGCACUGGUUUACAUUGCCACAUCUGACAACCCUAUUUACCUGGGGCCUGCCAGUAUGGAGGAAAUUGCAGCUCAGAUUGCUGUAUGCAAGGGAAAGUCAGGCCACAACAUCGAGUACCUGCUUCGCCUGGCCGAGUUCAUGAGGGUAAACUGCCCUGAUGUGGAUGACCCUCACCUGUUCUCCAUCGAGGCUGCCACCCUAGCCAUCAUUAGACCCAUAUUGUUAGCAGCCCAGUAACCUGUAUCAUCUGUAAUGCUUUAAUUAUGUAACCUAAGGCUAUCAACAUCUAGUCCAGACACCAUAAAGGUCCUAUCUAAAGAUAAUUUUGCCAUCCUUUAGGUGUGAUUGUGAGUUAGUGGCUGUAUUUUGAUAUUAUCUUCAUUCAACCAAGGGAUUAAGUAUUCCUUUACUAAGGGAAAGUUAAGGCAUUAAGGGAACAUGAUCUUUUAAGGUGUUAAUAUUUAAUUAUGUACUGUCAGUUUUAAAUGUUUUGUGGUCUUAACCCCAAGUAUGUAAUACAAAUGCAUGCUUGUAUUGCCAUAGUUUGUCCUAUUUUUUUAAGUGGUUCAAAUUGUUUCUAACGUGUGGCCAUGAAACCUCAUUAGUGGACAAUACAUGUCUAAUUUGCACUCAAGCAGUUUGCUGUUAAGCCAUUAAACAUUUUCCCUUUGCACAUUCAAAUCUUGAAUCUGUCUGUGUUAUUUGUUUGGUGUCAAACUUUCAUCUCUUUCUGAUGGAGUGUUUU
This is a messenger RNA of Xyrauchen texanus (razorback sucker), 1547 nucleotides long. It is a transcript of the gene chac1, whose product is annotated as ChaC, cation transport regulator homolog 1 (E. coli). The transcript is spliced from 3 exons. The record is from RefSeq and is a predicted model, not a curated record. Gene Ontology annotation, cellular component: cytoplasm. Lineage: Eukaryota; Metazoa; Chordata; Actinopteri; Cypriniformes; Catostomidae. Gene Ontology annotation, molecular function: glutathione specific gamma-glutamylcyclotransferase activity; gamma-glutamylcyclotransferase activity. Bases 446 to 1039 code for a protein of 197 amino acids. Gene Ontology annotation, biological process: glutathione catabolic process.